Exophiala spinifera is the source of this 1299-nucleotide messenger RNA. RefSeq lists its product as uncharacterized. Lineage: Eukaryota; Fungi; Ascomycota; Eurotiomycetes; Chaetothyriales; Herpotrichiellaceae. The transcript is spliced from 2 exons. The record is from RefSeq and is a predicted model, not a curated record. The coding region runs from base 1 to 1299 and encodes 432 amino acids.
AUGAGGCUGACGGCCAACUACGAAGGGUUUCGCCAUUUCUGGCACGGAUUGACUCCGAAGCCAGGAGAUAGUACUUUGAAUCCCAUCAAUCGUGUGAAGCUCCAGGCAAUGUACAGCUCGAAACUUGCCUACUUUGCAUACACGAUGGCGAUGGUGGGCAACUAUUGGCUGCUUCUUGGCCCAGGAGGAGUCACACAGGCCCACAAAGAACUCCUCCUCACACACCGAGUGGCGACGUUGUGCCUGGUCAACGCCGAGCUCGCCAACAUGCAGGGUCUCCCGUCGGAAGAAUUGAUCGGGGCCGUGGUCGUGAUGGCGGCUGCAGAUCCAGACCAUUUCCUCAAGCAGGCCGAUUCCAACUCCCGACACUCCAGGUUUCAAUCCCCUCUCGCAAAGGCGCAGGUUCUACAUAUCAUCGGACAUGAACCACUCGUCUCUGCACACUACCUUGCUCUCUGGCGACUGAUCCGUCUUAAAGGUGCGGCUUGGGAAGAUUAUCAUGAUUUUGGACUAGCCGAGAUCUGUGAACUUUUGUGUAUCAUCCAUGCCUCGAUAGCUGGGGAGAAACCAGAAUUCCCUGCCAUUGAUCGGUCCCGGCAUGCAUUUUUCUCGGGACACUAUGAUACUGGCGACGCCGCGAAAGAUCUGCGCCUGAAGCUGUCCAUGGCACUUCCAUCAGAGUGGCUAAAGUCACUAUUGGAGCUCUCUUUUCUCCGGUCUGGGCCUUCCAUGAUGGACGUCAUUGUCUUGAUGAAACACAUCAGCCUCGCGCUCGAACACUUCCAUCGUGGCGCGAGAGAUGCUCCGGAUUUUGCCAACAUCAUUCAAGCCCGGACAGGAAUUCAACACAAGCUCCUCUCACUCCCACAGGAUCCAGAAGGCAUGUCACCAGCGGACAUGUACCUGUACAAGUUAUGCCGAUUUUGCCUUUUAAUCUACAGCAACAUGGUCUUGUUUCCACUCCCGCCAUCCAGCGGUGUGGGGACCCAACUCGCGAUGGCUCUCAAGGCUCUACUCAUUGAAGAAAGUCAAACGCAUGUCUUUGCGAGAGACACAACCGAGCUCAAAUUGUUGUUGUGGGCAGUGGUUCUUGGCGGCAUCAGUGAUGGCAGCGAUGUUGACCGCUCAUGGUUCCAGGAUCAAUACCGUCGGGUAGCUUCCGACAUUGGGAUCGGGUCAUGGCAACAGUUGGAGACACAACUGACUUCUUUUCUGUGGUUAGAUUUUGUGCUCAAUAAAGAAGCCGUGGGUUUUUGGGCCGAAUCUCGAAUGCGGAGUGCUCCAGGGGUUCUGCCAUGA